Messenger RNA from Calidris pugnax (ruff), 3884 nucleotides. RefSeq names its product Fas apoptotic inhibitory molecule 2 (gene FAIM2). Gene Ontology annotation, biological process: negative regulation of apoptotic signaling pathway. The record is from RefSeq and is a predicted model, not a curated record. Gene Ontology annotation, cellular component: Golgi apparatus; membrane; endoplasmic reticulum. Bases 242 to 1177 code for a protein of 311 amino acids. The transcript is spliced from 12 exons. Lineage: Eukaryota; Metazoa; Chordata; Aves; Charadriiformes; Scolopacidae.
CCCUGUACUGCAGGCUGGAAAUGGUACGGUCCUCCCUCCAGCGCCCGUGGUGUCUCCGUGGAUGUUGCUAGAAGGUGAAGGCAUCAGCGCAGGCUGCGGAGGCUGCAGCCGUUGCCGCUGGCCCCCAAACACCCUGGGAGAGGGGGUGGACGGGACCUGGUGAGGGGGGUUUCUGCUCAUCCUCGGUCCUCUCCCUCCUGCCGCCGCUGGCAGGGUCCGGCAGCAUCCCUAGCAAGGAGCCAUGACCCAGGGAAAGCUCUCUGUGAACAACAAACCCCCCAACUCCGAGGGGCAAGGGGAGAAGAAGGACAAUGCCACGGCUCCACCAGCUCCUCCGACCUAUGAGGAGGCAACAGCGGGAGAAGGGAUGAAGGCUGGGGCUUACCCUCCUCCCCCAUCGGUCCCGCUCCAUCCCAGUUGGGCUUACGUCGACCCCAGCACCAGCCCCAGCUAUGGCAGCGGCGGGUACCCAGGGGACACGGAGAUGCUCACGACCUUCAGCUGGGAUGACAGGAAUGUGCGCAGAGUGUUCAUCAGGAAGGUUUAUGCCAUCCUGAUGGUCCAGCUCUUGGUCACUGUCAUUAUUGUGGCUUUCUUCACCUUCUGCGAGCCGGUCAAGGGGUACAUUCAGACGCACUCUGCCUGGUACUGGGCUUCCUAUGCUGUUUUCUUUGUGACAUAUUUGAUUCUUGCUUGCUGCUCCGGACCCAGGAGGUAUUUCCCAUGGAACCUGAUCCUGCUGAGCAUCUUUACGCUCUCCAUGGCUUAUCUCACUGGGAUGCUCUCCAGUUACUACGAUACCAAGUCGGUCCUUUUGUGUCUGGGGAUCACGGCCCUGGUGUGUCUGUCUGUCACCAUCUUCAGCUUCCAGAGCAAGUUCGACUUCACCUCCUGCCAGGGUGUCCUCUUCGUGAUGCUCAUGGUGCUCUUCUUUGGUGGCAUCAUCCUGGCUGUGAUACUGCCCUACGGCCAAGUCCCUUGGCUCCACGCGAUCUACGCUCUGCUUGGUGCCAUCAUCUUCACCAUGUUCCUGGCAUUUGAUACCCAGAUGCUGAUGGGGAACCGUCGGUACUCGCUGAGCCCAGAGGAAUACAUCUUUGGAGCCCUCAAUAUCUACCUGGACAUCAUCUACAUCUUCUCAUUCUUCCUCCAGUUCUUUGGCUCCAGCCAGGAGUGAGUGCAGCAAGGCAGUAUCUUCUCUUUGCUGGCAAGAUGCAAGUGUUGAAAAAUAUUAAAAGAAGAGCAAAAGAGGGUUUAAAAAAAACCAAAACCAACCAAACAAAACCAAACCCACCCUUUCUGGCCCACUAGCAGGCUCCAUUCUAUCAGCUGAGCAAAGCCCCUGGGUUCCUUAUGCAGCUUGUAUAUAUGCUGUUAGGCCUUUGUGACCCAGAAAGCAAAGCAGGGCUUAAGUGUUAUGUCUCUUCUGCUCCCUCCACUCCUCCUGAGAUCAAACCAGACCAGAGACUGGGAGGCAUGAGACCAAGAUCUUCUCUUCCCCAGAGGCUGUCAGAGUUGCCUGUCUGAGUCCUGUACACCAUGGGAUGUUGAUGUGCUGAGAACAGCUCUGCCAGGAGGAAAAUAACAUGAAGGGGAGGAGAGCAGGGAAUUUUUGCUGGGAUCCUGGCAGGAAAACCAGCUGAACAAAGAAAAAAGGCUAGGGAAAUCCUUGCACCCCCUGUUUCUCUCCUGCGUUCGUUUGGAGCCUUGUGGCUUCUGCAGAGAUGUAUUCCUGAUAGUACCUGCUUUUAGAAAUGCAGAGCACGGGCUCAUGUAGUCUGGGUGUCCCAGCAAUCGGUCCUGCAGGCACAAGGGAACCUGUUGGUCAGGAUGUGCAGCCUCUUUGAGGACACCCCCAAUGUCCCUGCAGGAAGAAUUCUUCUGUACCCUUUGCAUCUGGCAGUGGGGCUGAGUUUGUACUUUCUUUCCUUCCCCGAGCGGGACAGCAGGACCUCUGGCUGUGGGGUCACCUCCCCACCCGAGGGGGACACGUGUCAGUUCUCCCUGAAGUGUGGCUCCUCACCUGGGAGGGCUGGGAUCCCAUGUAAGAAUUAUUGGCAGAAAAGAGAUUAAAGAGGCUGAGUUUCAGAGCUCAGGCAAAGCCAGGCACCUCCUGAUGAGGGACAUGGGCAGCUGAGCUCUUGUAAUCCAUCAUGAGGAUCCGAUGCCUUCACAGAAUGGUCUUGGUUGCUUGAGAUUAAUGGUUUUAAGUGGCUACUAGGCAGAGACUGAGGCCAGGGUGAAGGUCUGUUGAUCAAAAUGGGCACUGCUUUGUAGCAAACACCAAUGUCACCUCUUGCUCUGGUGAUUUUCUGGUUUUGCUCUCCCAAAUGGGGAUGUCAGAGAGAGCGUUGGAUGCCUCCGAGUGCUCGGGUAACUUUCCAUCUUCCCCUUGCUUGCAUUCCCCGGUUUGGGGAUUAGCUGGCUAAUUUCUAACUGUAAAGCUCCAGGUGGAGAUAAGAGGCCUUUUGCUUUUAUUUAAAAAGUGAUCCUUCCUGCUGAUAGAAACCCAUAUCUUCAAUCUCUUUGGGAAUGCCAGGGCAAGUGCGUCACUGAGCUGCCUCUAGCAAUCCCUGCCUGUUAGAGAGAGGCUUAUGCCAAAAUGCUCCGUCCUGCGCAUUCCUCCUCUGCUGCUGCCCUGGCUUUUACCCUUCACAUGUCGUAUCCUCCUCCCGCACGUGUUCCAUGCCCCAAGCUGGGCAGAGGAAAGUUACUGUGCAGAGAGUUAAAAAACACUCUGGCCCCUCUGUGGCUGCACUGACCUUGUCUGUGAUCACACAGGAGCACAGCUGAUGCUUUCUGCCUUACCUUCCCAGUCCCUCAAACCCCCAAACCAAACACACACCCCCCACACUGCCCCACUUUUAAGGAAUAAAGGAGAUUAUUAGGUGAUGACGGCACAGUUCAUGACCCACUGAUUUCUGCAGUGCAUCAUAGAGAGGAAACCCAGGCCUUGAAUGUCUGAGCAAGGGACAGCAUGGGAGACACCCUAAAAGUUUAAGAAAUAGGAAUUUAAAGAGGAAUUUUUCUGGCUUGGAUCCAUGCAGGCACUUCUGAAGUAUCUUAGCAGACUGGCUGUGUAGCCUUCUGUUUUGGGGUUGGUUUUUUUUUUCUGCUCACAGCAAAAGGCCCAUAAGUACUUCUGCUUUCCAGCUUUUGAGGAGGGAACAUGGAGUUACAUGAUGAGUUCUGACUCUGAAGUAGUCCUGAAACUCCUCCUCUGGAGGACAAUCUAGACCAGAGCUCUGCAGCCCUCCUUUCUGCACUGGGACUUCUCUGUAGUGGCCCUGCACACCCUGGGACCUGGGAGGAGAACGUGGAUCUGCAGCCCACUCUGGAUCUCUUGCUCUUUUUCCUUCUGGUGUGGAGUAACUUUGCCGCUGCCUGAGCUGCUGGUACCUCCUGGCUUUUUGCUCCUGUGGGGGAAAAGCUCGCAUGGCCCCUGCCCCAUCUCCAGGCCACCUGAGUGGGGAUGGCUUGUUGCCCUCCCCUUCUUGCAUGUGUCCUUGUCCUCCUCCCGUGCUGGCCCUGUGGCUUGCAGCCCAUCCAUGCCAGACCCAGUGGAAGCCCUUGGACUGAAGCAGUGAGUGAGAUGUAGAUGCUCAGAAAGGUGGAAGUCCUCACAAGGCUGAGUGACACAGGAUGAGGGGUGGGAUGUAGCUAUAGGCAUGUUCCUCCUGGGUUCCCCGACCAUCUCCCCAGGGAAGGUGCGGGGCUGCUUCUCUUCCUCCCUGUGGAUGUCCUUUAUCUGAGGUCUGCAUCGUUCGGAUCCUGGCUCUGUAACGCCCCCCCUGCUUCUUUUGUUCGGCUGUUCUUAUGAUUUCAUUGUAAAUAGGAUUUUGUAUUUUCUCUGAACAUUGCUAAUAAAUUGUUGCAAAACUGUU